AUGAAGUGCAGUAUAAUCAUCUUCGCGUCUUUGGCUGCGGCCGUCACCGCUAAUUGUCCGAUGUUCCUCGCACCAAUUUGCGCUUCUAAUGGAAUCACAUACGAUAACGAUUGCCUCCUCGACCGCGCCGUGUCUCUUGACAACACCAUAACUUCAUUAUUCAGUGGAACAUGUAAGCCGUCCAAUUGGGAUAUAGUUCAAUGCAGAUAUUAUGGACCAGGAAGUUUGGAUACGGUUUGCGGCUCGGACGGAAUCGUCUACGAGAACGAAUGCUUCUUCGACCUCGGCGUUAAAAGGAAUCCAGCUUUAGCGAAGAGACACAACAGUGAAUGCGAAGAAUAA
This is a messenger RNA of Nicrophorus vespilloides, 342 nucleotides long. RefSeq names its product ovoinhibitor-like. Bases 1 to 342 code for a protein of 113 amino acids. Gene Ontology annotation, molecular function: protein binding. Lineage: Eukaryota; Metazoa; Arthropoda; Insecta; Coleoptera; Silphidae. The transcript has a single exon. The record is from RefSeq and is a predicted model, not a curated record.